This is a messenger RNA of Acomys russatus (golden spiny mouse), 1231 nucleotides long. RefSeq names its product zinc finger protein 32 (gene Znf32). The transcript has 3 exons. The record is from RefSeq and is a predicted model, not a curated record. Bases 184 to 1047 code for a protein of 287 amino acids. Gene Ontology annotation, biological process: regulation of transcription by RNA polymerase II. Lineage: Eukaryota; Metazoa; Chordata; Mammalia; Rodentia; Muridae. Gene Ontology annotation, cellular component: nucleus. Gene Ontology annotation, molecular function: DNA-binding transcription factor activity, RNA polymerase II-specific; RNA polymerase II cis-regulatory region sequence-specific DNA binding.
GCCGGCUGUCUGCGCCCGGGAGAGGGGGCUGUGCCAUGAGCCAGCUACCGGGCCAGGGCGCCUGAGCAAACCAGCCUGGCCACCCCGGCCGCAGUCGCCAGCCGCAGACAAGGGUACCCAAGACCAGCCCAUGGAAGAAUCGUAUGGAGAAGUAGUGACUAAAGUCAUACAGCAGGAGUGGACAUGUUUGGGUUCCCAACAGCUACCCUGCUGGACUGUCAUGGAAGAUACGCCCAGAAUGUAGCGUUUUUCACAUAUUGGUGCAUCUUACAUGACUUCCCUCUCGUUUUACCAGAUGUGAUGUCAGAAGCCCACAAGUAUGACCAUUCAGAGGCCACCACAGGAUCCUCAAGCUGGGAUUUCCAGAGUUCUUUCAGAAGAGAGAAGCUGGAACAAAAAUCCCCAGAUUCUAAGACACUCCCGGAAGACUCAGCGGGCGUGAGGCAGAAGGCCUAUGAUUGCCAGGAAUGCGGGAAGUCCUUCCGGCAGAAAGGCAGCCUGACGCUGCAUGAGAGAAUCCACACUGGUCAGAAGCCCUUUGAGUGCACGCAGUGUGGGAAAAGCUUCAGGGCCAAAGGCAACCUCGUUACCCAUGAGCGGAUACACACGGGGGAGAAGCCCUACGAAUGCAAAGAGUGUGGGAAACGCUUUAGUCAGCGGGGCAGUCUAGCCGUCCACGAGAGACUCCACACCGGACAGAAACCCUAUGAAUGUGCCAUUUGCCAGAGAAGCUUCAGGAAUCAAAGUAACCUUGCUGUCCACCGGAGAGUUCACAGCGGCGAAAAGCCCUACAGAUGUGACCAGUGCGGGAAAGCUUUCAGUCAGAAAGGAAGCCUGAUUGUCCACAUCAGAGUCCACACGGGCCUGAAGCCCUACGCGUGUUCCCACUGCAGGAAGAGCUUCCACACCAGGGGGAAUUGUAUUCUGCACGGAAAAGUCCACACAGGAGAGACACCCUAUCUCUGUGGCCAGUGUGGGAAAAGUUUCACUCAGAGAGGGAGCCUGGCCGUGCACCAGCGAAGCUGCCCGCAAAGGCUCACUCUGUGACCAUUCACCUCAAAGGAAGUUCCUCUUACGAAUUAAGGAUGCAAACCCUCAAUAAUCAAGAAUUUUAUCCCGUUCUAUAGGCUAAGUGGAAAUCCUUCCAGAAGGACCAGCAUUUGAUAAGGCAAACGGACUUUUUCCCCUGCCCCCAAAUGAGUAUGAAAAAUAAAUGUCUUGUUUAUCAUUA